This is a messenger RNA of Haliotis rufescens (red abalone), 4221 nucleotides long. RefSeq lists its product as uncharacterized. The transcript is spliced from 6 exons. NCBI's taxonomy places the organism in Eukaryota, Metazoa, Mollusca, Gastropoda, Lepetellida, Haliotidae. Bases 1 to 1233 code for a protein of 410 amino acids. The record is from RefSeq and is a predicted model, not a curated record.
AUGUCGAUAAUAAGGGAUUCGCGCGUCCAGUGUGAGAAAGAGAAAACGAGAGGACUGUCUGACCAUACCAGUGACGCAGAUAUCGACACACUGAAGCUUGAAGUCGCCAGCCUCAAGAAGGAAAUGCAGGCAUUGCGACUGUCAGUGGAGUCGAUGGUUUCUGACACCACAUCAUCAUCACCAAUACCAGCACUCCCGUGUCGGACUCCCCCUCCCUCCCUCAACGACACUCACUGCUUGACAGUUUGGUUGAAAAGGUCGGAGUUCCUGAGCUUAACGACUUUGUCAAGAACACAAAUCCUCCCAUCUGGGCUGCAAGUGACCUUCAACAUAGACAACAAAACCAACAAAAUCCUGUCACAGAGCAUCGACGAUCCAUCCCUUCUGAAACCUGAAAUCACAGUCGUUACAGCAUAUUUUAACAUUGGCUCAUUCGCCAAGGGUCAAACAUCCAACGUGCACACACCAAGCCGUUAUAUGCACUGGAUGAAGGUUUUUGGCAGAAUCAGGAACAACCUUGUCGCAUAUACCGAUUCUAGAGAUGCCUUUAAUUUACUUACUAACCUCAGACGGAAGUUUCCCAGCAACAUGACAAAGGUUUUCCUUAUAGACAGGGCCAAUCUCUGGUCCUUCUCUUUGGCUGGGGAAAUUCGAAGUAUUUACAGUCAGCCUAACUAUCCACAUCAUCAUCCGAACACAGUUAACGAGAACUACUCAUGCGCGAUGCAUGCAAAGUUUGAGUUAGUUAACAAAGUCUUAAUGGAGGAACUGUUUCCUACCAAAUAUUUCUGUUGGUUGGAUAUUGGACUCUUUCGUGAUCUUGCUGAUGAUAACUCGGUGUUCAAGCUUCAAAUACCACACGAAUGGGACAGAGACAGAGUCGCUUAUAGCCGUGUGUAUGGUUUUAACGAUAAAGCUACAAUAGAAAGCGUAAUCAAAGGGAACAGUGUAUGGGUGGGCGGGGCCAUGUUUCUGGGAACUCCUGAAGUGUUACACAAGUAUACCGGGGACUAUAUGAAUACAGUAAAAAUGUUGUUGAAACAACGUUUAAUGAACACAGAUCAGCAGGUUAUAUACUCAAUGUAUCUCCCGUCAUCUAGAGUCAAGCCUCGGGUUCAAAUCCAGUUAUUUUCUGGAAAGAACAGCCGAUACAAUCCAUGGUUUUAUCUUGGUUACCUAUGCAGAGAGACGUCGCAAAACGCCAAAAAUGAUGCCAACAGGUCAAUUUCCUAAAUAAUCCAGUCAUAAUCCAAUUGAUAUUCAAGCACUUUCAGUUCCCCCUAAUCCUAAAAGUAACAAAGUUAUAGCAGUUGUCUGAAAAAGAAUACGCCAUACUAAUGUUUUCCUCUAUGCAAUGCAUAAAUGGUGAUCAGUGAUUAUAACAGGUGUUCGCGAAAAGUGUGCACCCGCCACAAUCACAUGCACAAAUAUGGGAAGUUUUCACCUGAACAGUCAUGAGAACACAUUUUAGUCAAAAUAAGGAAUUGCAUUUUGGCCACCAAACUUUGAAAUGUCAUCCACAUGUUUACCAUAACACACUAUGAUAGUGCUCGUCCAAUUAAAAUUUGGAUAAGUUCCUCAAGCACAACUUACUUCAAUUAUUAGUUAUACAGUUUCUGAUUACCCUGCUUAAAUAGACAGUUUCGCAGCUUCACACAUGACCAUUUUGACAAUGCCUGUCUCACACAUGGCUUUCUUAACAAAACCACAGCUUAGCGUAUGACAAUGUCACAGUUUUAUGCAUUGCGUAAUCGAAAUUCUGUCAGUUUUACACGUAUCUUUAACGACAAUGUCUCAGUCUCACACUUGACCUUUGUCUUACUCUCACACAUGGCCUUAACGACAAUGUCUCACUCUCACACAUGACCAUUGACUCACUCUCACACAUGACCUUUGUCUUACUCUCACACAUGGCCUUCACGACAAUGUCUCACUCUCACACAUGACCUUUGACUCACUCUCACACAUGACCUUUGUCUCACUCUCACACAUGACCUUUGUCUCACUCUCACACAUGACCUUUGUCUUACUCUCACACAUGACCUUUGUCUCACUCUCACACAUGACCUUUGUCUCACUCUCACACAUGACCUUUGUCUUACUCUCACACAUGACCUUUGUCUCACUCUCACACAUGACCUUUGUCUUACUCUCACACAUGACCUUUGUCUUACUCUCACACAUGACCUUUGUCUCACUCUCACACAUGACCUUUGUCUUACUCUCACACAUGACCUUUGUCUCACUCUUACACAUGACCUUUGUCUUACUCUCACACAUGACCUUUGUCUUACUCUCACACAUGACCUUUGUCUUACUCUCACACAUGACCUUUGUCUUACUCUCACACAUGACCUUUGUCUUACUCUCACACAUGGCCUUAACGACAAUGUCACAGCUCCACACACGUCCAUAACUACAAUGCCCCAACCUCACAUGUGUCCUUAACGACAACGUCAAAGCUUCACACAUGUCCUUAACAUCUUAUCUCGCAUAUUUGCAUUUGUACAUACAGUCCUUAUCUGGAGCCAUGUAGCAGAAAUAAUAGUUUCACUUUAAUAGCCAUAGCCAUCCAUUGAAAAGCAGUGAGAAAAUCCCCAUAUUGACAUAAUAUUGUACAGAUCCUGUGAAGUCUGGUUACCACACAACAGAUUUCAUUUAUUAUAUGAUACCAUAUAUAUGUAGAUUAUAUCACGGUAAACCAAAAGUGCAAAUAAACGUUUAUCAUUAAUAUUUCAAAUACAAAGGUAUGUACAUAUUACAAACACUUGUAUGCAAAAAAUAGCAGGAAAGUAUUGGGGACAAGUAAUUUUAUGCACAAUUACAUUGCUUGUAAACAUAGGAAAGGGACAAUGAUAAACUGGAAUAUGUAUCUUUAGUUAGAAUACAUCAUCACUGAUGACAGAGCAUCUACCGGCAAUGCCCUUAUAACUAUUCCCACUACACAGAUAAUUCCCAUGGCCUUGAAUUCAGUGGAAAUACUCAUGUGAACACUAACAGUGAUAUAUGUGGACCACGGAAGGAAUCUGCCCAGCGGAAUAAUCAGAGUAACCCUCAGAACAAAGGUUAUCCAAUACGAUCCCUCAGCAAAUCGUAUAACACUCUAUAGCUAGAAGGUGUCUCCCGUCUACGUAUCAAACGGAUUGUUAUGUCUAACAUCAAGGCGGACAAGUCGUUCGAAGAACUGAAGAACAUCGUAUCCAGCUAUGCCCAUGAACGUCACGUCCGUGUAACAUAUGUCCGACUCAUGAAGAAACGGAUUAACUUUGAUAAGUCUGAAACUUACACUGUACAGGUAAACUUGCCACUAGAUGAUUAUGACGUCAUGGUGAAUGACGAUUACUUCUGACCUGAGGACAUGUGUCGAGACUAUGUGCCAAGGCAGCUUCAAACUGAUCCGAAACAACAACAACAGCAAGAAUACAGAAGGAACAUCUACUAACAAAAUGACUAGGUUCAUAUUGACUUUGUUGUCUACUGUGACGAUACUAAGUGUGCUGACCUGGACUGUGCGUGGUGUGUCUCAUCAGACGGAACAUAUCAACUCUAUUUUACCGGACUAUGUCGAUAUCAUUGCUGUACAAGAACACUGGCUAAAAACAUGCAAUAUUCAAAGAUUCAAAGAUCUUAAACUUCUGUCCUACAUAUGUGACGAUGCAUGUACCUCCACGAGAGGGUCCGGUGGUAUAGCUCUUCGACAGAACAUUCACUCUAAAUGGAGGACGCAAUGUUUACAUUCGUCUCUUCUGACAGUAGUAUUGCUGUUCAGUUAACGCACCCACGUGCCGCUGUUAUUUCCAUUCUUAUACAUCAUACAAGCAAGCUAAGCGAGAAUUCCGACGUCGUCACAGACAGUCAAAGCAGGCCUAUUCAAAGACAUUUUGUUUGGAAUUAGAAAAAAAACUUGUGAUACUGAUGUGAAUACGUUUUAUAAAUCUGUGAGAAAACUACGUAAGCAAAAAAUCGGAGUUGAAAAACUUACAUAUGAUGACCGUAAUGUAACAAACCCCACUGACAUAUGUCCACUGACAUAUGUCAGCCUUGGGGUAGGUACUAUGCGGAUUUAGCAAAACCAUAUGACUCCGACCAGUUCGAUCAAGACUUUAAAGAUGGUAUUGACUAUGAAAUUGAGAAAUUAGCCUCCAGUGACGAAUCUAACUCAUGUGUUGAUAAUGUACUAUGUGCUGAAAUAUCGGUUCAGGAUGUGACUAGAUAUGUACA